AUGCCGACCAACAAAGAGUUGUCAGGCACAUAUGGAUUAACGGUACUUCACUCCCCAGAGAAGGCUGAGGAUAUUGUCUUUGAUCUAGUAGCUGUCCACGGACUCAAUGGAGAUGCCUUCAUAUCCUGGAAACACAGAGACACCGGAGUGAUGUGGCUCAAAGACUUACUUCCCUCAAGCUUACCAAAUGCCCGGAUUAUGACCUUUGGUUAUAAUUCUAAAUUCACCAACUUUACCGGAGAUCAGGACCUGAGGUGUAUCUGCGAGACCUUACUUGCUGAGAUUGCUGACUUGAGGACCAAUGCGCUUUCUAUUCGAACUGUGGAUGCUCGGACUGCGAUCCAAGAUGCAACAUACGGCAUUCUCUUCUUAGCUACCCCGAAUGAUGGAAGUGAUCUUGCAACAACCGGCAGAGCAAUUGCUAAAUUUGCGACAAUGAUAUCCCCUCUUAAUCCAGCUCAAAAUUUGCUAGAUAUACUCCGUGUGGACUCCAAUACCCUUCUUGAAAUUAGAGAAGAUUUCCUCCAGAGAGUACCGAAGCUCCACAUAGUAUCAUUUUAUGAAUUAUAUUCCACAUCGUUCGGGCUUUUCAACACUCACAUUAUCAAAAGGCGAUCAGCUAGACUGUUGGUUCCCGGAGAGGUCAACAUUAACUUAUAUGCUGAUCAUCGAAAUAUAUGCCGGUUCUCUUCGGCUGAUGACCGCAACUUUCGUCCUGUUGUUUCACAGCUCAUUCAAUUCUACCAGGAUAUCAAGGCAAAAAAGGCAACACCAAUACCAUGCUCUCCCUUAAAGCCAAGAGGUGCAAUAACUCCAAAAAUAGGAAUCACGACAACCCAUGAACCUAUUUUUGAAGUACCGUUUGCCCGCUGCAUCACUUUCCAGGGACGACAAAAUCUGUUAAGUGAGAUGGAAUCAUACUUUGGACAAUCUAACUGCAAUAAACCACGAGUUUAUGUAAUAUCUGGCUUGGGAGGCUCUGGAAAGAGUCAAACAGCUGUAGAAUACGCAUUUCGAAAUCGUUCGAGAUACAAGUCUGGAGUUGCAUUUUUCAAUGCUUCCUCACAAACGGCAUUAACUGCAGAUUUCCACCGGAUUUAUGACAUGCUGCCUCUUGGUACCGCUUCCGCCAAAGAACCUAACAAAGUGGACUCUCUUAAGCGGUGGUUCUCCAGGCAAACAAAUCGCGAUUGGCUGUUAAUAUUUGACGGAGUAGACAACUUGGUGUCCGUUAAAAUUACGGAGUACUUCCCAAACGCAUCCUGGGGCCAUAUCAUUCUCACUAGCCGUGACCAGGCUACACUUGGGGCCAUUAGUCCUGCAGGACAGAUAAUCUCGGGGCUCGAAGAAAAUGCAGCAAUUCAAGCUGGCGCUUUUAUCCGGAGACGCCAGAAAUCACUGAAGGAUUAUCACCGGUUGUUUAAAAAUAAACAGUAUGAAGUCCUGAGAAUCAGCCCAAGCAUAGGAGAUCACGAAAAGACAGUGGCAACGGUCUGGGAACUUAACUUCCGCCAGCUAGAAAAGGACUCCCCGAGGGCUUCGCAUCAACUACUACUGUUUUCCUUCCUACAAGCCUCUAAUAUCCCCGAAUCCAUGUUGCGGAGCGGCUGUUCAACUAAGCAAAUAUGGGGUGAGGAUGGUGAAGUCACAGAUAUUUCUCCGGUGGAUGCGGGUUUGGAUCCCGAGCUUAUCGACCUUAUUACUGACGAGAUGAAGCUUGACGAAGCAAUCGAGAAUUUGCUGGCCUUUUCUCUAAUACAACUAACUCUCAGUAGUCGAGGAGGAAGGGCUAUCUCGGUCCAUCCCUUAGUUCAGUACUGUGCUUCUCACCGGGUGCCUCUCGAUGUACAGCAAAAAUGGAGGGCACAGGCAAUUCUACUGGUUGCCCAGGCAUUUCCUUACGGUGAAUACAUCACCGAGUUCUCCGGGGAUAUAGGACGAGAAAUCCUUGAGCACGUUCACAAUGUCCUUCAUGAGUUUGACAGUGUUGAGCCUGAAUUCGAAUUAUACCCAAAAGUCAAGAAUUCAUUUUGCACAUUGCUACUAUCCGCUUCUAAAUAUAGUUCCGCUUCGUGGAGACGCGAAAGCUUGAGCAAAGUCAGCGAUCUUCUACAUGAUAGUGAAGAGUACUAUUUACAGGCAUGGGUUGCCCAUAGACGGAGCAAAAUACUGCGCCUAGAGGGCGACAUGGCUGGCUCUAAUGCAGCUUUGGAGCAGCAUGUCAAUAACUUUAAAGCACAUAGCUCCAGAGUGUCCUCUAACCCACGGUUGAACGCCCACAUAGGACGAAUUACAUCUUCAUAUGCUGAAAACUUGAUACUUGGAAAUGAAUGUAUACAUGCGCAAGAAGUACUUGAAAGUUGGAAACCCCUGGACUCUAGGAGCCCUUCAUCAAUGGAAGUCAUUGUUUUAAGAGGCCGCAAUAUAGCACUAGGAAGGAUUCUCAAAAACCAAGGAAACUUCAAGGGAGCACUGCAAUAUUUCGAAGAAAUGUUUCUAGACAUCACUGACUGGCACUGCAACGAAAGUGAAGGUUGGCAUAUGGCCUUAUUUGCCAACCUCUCAGACCUGUACUGCGAACUGGGAUAUCCAGAAAGGGCAGAGGCGGUGUUGAAAAAGCAGCUUGAAAUAGUCUACACACGCGGGUGGGAGACUAUCAGUGGGGGGAUAAGGAUACAGCUAGCCCUGGCUGAGAGCUUCAUCCGGCGUGGCUCGUUUCAGAAAGCUGAAGGAUGUCUGUUGAAGCUUGUAUCACUUUGCAAGCCCGCUGAGAAGAUGACUGUCAGCGCCAGGACCAACAACUUUCUUGUAUGGACGGGGCUUGCGAGAGUAUCGCAUCUUCAGCGCCACUGGAGCAACGCCAUUGAUCGCUGGAACCAUGCCCUGGAACUUGUUGAAAGCGCGGGAUGGGCAGACAGUUUCAACCAUGGACUUAUUCUAUAUUCGAUCGCCCAGAUCCAGUUCCGCACGGGGAAAUUUGACGAAAGCAAGAAGACUCUGUGCCGCGCGAAAACAAGCCUUGCCGCUGAUGAUCGAAAAUAUUGGAUUGUUGGCCUUGGGUCCUACUGGUACAACUAUGUCGUCUGCCCACUAGGGGAGACUGGCUCUGAUCCUAUCAUUCGCAAUACAUCUAGAGCGGCUGAGGACAUCACCUCUAAAUAUGAGGAAAACACUCUCUGUGAAGAAGACAUGAAUGAAAAUGUGUCCGAGGAGGUUAAAAGGAAAAUUGAUGCCGAACAAAGAAGUGUGGAAAGGGAGAUCGAGGCUAUCAAAUUGCGCUGUAAGCAAAGUGAUAUGCGGGAAAGUCCCAAGGGCUUAACUAGAUCGUUCAGCAAGAAAAUACGGAAUGUUUACAAAAGGUGA
Trichophyton verrucosum HKI 0517 is the source of this 3363-nucleotide messenger RNA. RefSeq names its product LipA and NB-ARC domain protein. The transcript has 8 exons. The record is from RefSeq and is a predicted model, not a curated record. Gene Ontology annotation, molecular function: protein binding. Bases 1 to 3363 code for a protein of 1120 amino acids. Lineage: Eukaryota; Fungi; Ascomycota; Eurotiomycetes; Onygenales; Arthrodermataceae.